Messenger RNA from Akanthomyces muscarius, 780 nucleotides. RefSeq lists its product as uncharacterized. The record is from RefSeq and is a predicted model, not a curated record. NCBI's taxonomy places the organism in Eukaryota, Fungi, Ascomycota, Sordariomycetes, Hypocreales, Cordycipitaceae. The transcript has 2 exons. The coding region runs from base 1 to 780 and encodes 259 amino acids.
AUGGGCCGCCACAGUCUCGAAUACCCCAAAGAUGCCACUAACAAGGUCAAGCGCCAUGGCGAGCGAGGCGUCUACGCCCUCGAGCAGAUCCACGGACUCGUCAACGCCUCGCACUUCCUCCACCUAUCCAUGAACGUCCCCGAUUCGCCCUUCCCCGCGACCCUGCCCAUGAUUGGCCAGAUGGGCUCCUUUGACCGUCCGUCCGCCUCCCUCGGCGACCCGCUCGACCUCUACCUGCACGGAUUCGUCUCCGGCCGCAUGUUCCAAAACGCGCGCGACAGCACCGUUCCCGUCUGCGUCUCCGUCGCGCAUCUCGACGGCCUCGUGCUGUCCCUCUCAGCCUUCAACUCGAGCUACAACUACCGCUCCGCUGUGCUGUUUGGCCACGCGUCGCUCGUCACCGACGCCGAGGAGAAGCUGUACGCGCUGGAGCUGAUUACCGACUCGGUGGUGCCCGGGCGCUGGGCGCAGAGCAGGCAGCCCCCGACGAGCGCGGAGCUGCAGAGCACGUCCGUGCUCAGGGUCAAGAUUGCGUCAGGGAGUUUGAAGGCGCGCGACGGUGAGACGGGCGAGGACAAGCACGACAUGGAGAAUGAGCAGGCGAGGGACAGCAUCUGGACGGGCGUGGUGCCGGUGCACCAUGUCUUUGGGGAGGCGGUCCCGUCGUCGUACAACAGGGUCAAGGAGACGCCGGCGUAUAUUACGGACUAUGCAAAGGAGCUGACAAAGGACAACGGCGAGUAUGCAGUUAAUGCCAUCAAGGCGGCAAAGAAAGAAUAA